GGAAAACACCCUAACUAAAAGCAUGGCAGAUCAUUUCGAAGGUGAUCAACAAGAAAAUGAUGCAGAGAUGAAUAGUGGAGGAGAAAGUGAUCCUGGAUCACCGGGAAGUGAAAGAUCUGGAUCUCCUGUUAGUGGCCAUUCUGGAUCACCUCAAUACAGUGGCCAUUCAGGGUCACCUCAACACAGUGGCCACUCUGGGUCACCACCUGGUAGCCCACAUUCAGGUUCAGGAAGUCCCCAUAGCUAUCAGUCAGGGAGCCCUAGAAGUCAACAUUCAGGAAGUCCCAGAAGUCAACAUUCAGGAAGUCCCAGAAGUCAACAUUCAGGGAGUCCUAGAAGUCAACAUUCAGGGAGCCCUAGAAGUCAGCAUUCAGGGAGCCCUAGAAGCGAAAGGUCAAGGAGUGGAUCGUUACAUAGGAGUAGAUCUGAGUCACCUAGAAGUAGGUCAGGAACACCCAGAAGUAGGUCGGGAUCACCCAGAAGUAGGUCAGGGUCACCCAGAAGUGGGUCAGGAUCACCCAGAAGUAGGUCAGGUUCACCCAGAAGUAGGUCAGGAUCUCCU
Owenia fusiformis is the source of this 562-nucleotide messenger RNA. The record is from the annotation of a GenBank genome assembly. NCBI's taxonomy places the organism in Eukaryota, Metazoa, Annelida, Polychaeta, Sabellida, Oweniidae.